Penicillium lagena is the source of this 549-nucleotide messenger RNA. Its product is annotated as alpha/beta fold hydrolase. NCBI's taxonomy places the organism in Eukaryota, Fungi, Ascomycota, Eurotiomycetes, Eurotiales, Aspergillaceae. The transcript has a single exon. The record is from RefSeq and is a predicted model, not a curated record. The coding region runs from base 1 to 549 and encodes 182 amino acids.
AUGAUAACAAAGCAUGUCUAUGACAGUCUGGCCGGCCAGGAGGAGCAUAUUCUCCCCCUAACGAACAACAGGCAGCUAGCCUACGCCCACAACGGGCCCAUCACGUCCCGGACCGUGGUGAUCUUCUUCCCAGGCCUCUUCGGCGUCGGUAGUGUAUCGAGAGUAUCGGAAUCAUGCCGCUCGCUCGCAGCCCAUGUGAUCGCGCUGACGCUUCCCGGAAUGGGAGAUACCAGCACCCGCGACAAGUCAGUGCCCUAUCACAUCUUGCUGGCCAAAGACAUAAACACUCUGCUGGCCUACCUAUACCCAACAGAUGCAUUUGACACCCUGUAUCUGUCGGGCGGGUCUUACGGAACGGUGCCAGCACAGAUGCUGUACGGAGCGCCAUAUGAGCUGUUUCCAGCGGGCCGCAAAGUGGCAGGUUGUCUCUUGCUUUCUGGCUUCUCGCCUCUAAAAUACCAUCAGGACUACGCGAGAUCACUGAGUUGGCAGAACUGGUUCUCCUUCGGCCCACCUACGCAGCUGAUCCCAUUCCAUGGCAUACAGUAG